Molecule: messenger RNA, 806 nt
Organism: Aspergillus fijiensis CBS 313.89
Lineage: Eukaryota; Fungi; Ascomycota; Eurotiomycetes; Eurotiales; Aspergillaceae
Exons: 2
Coding region: 228-806 (192 amino acids)
Source: RefSeq, a predicted model, not a curated record
CCUGCAUUGAAUGCGAACGAGUGGGGGCAAAUCCCUUUGAAUUUGUCAAAGUCGCUGCCUGACCUCGACUAAGUGUCUGUUCUGCGGACUGAUCUACGAUUGUCAACACGACAUAUAACUCUCAUCUUUUCAGCCAACAUCGUCCUUCCUUUCCCUCUCUUGCUGUGAUCAUCGGAAGUCAGUGUUAUCUUCAAGAUUUGGAUCACCCUAUGACAUUGUGCCACACCAUGAAGCCUACAUUCUUUGCCAUGCUGGCAGCCCUAGCACUUCCGCUCAGCUCGGCUCAGACCGCUAGGCCCGACUGCUACACCAGCACUGGUGACAUGGAAAUGGUUGGCACAUCCGUAUACCAGUCUACCGGGAUUUGCAUGAAUAUGUGCAACCAAGUCAACGCGUAUUACUACGCCACCCAAGGAAAAGCCUGCUGGUGUGGCAAGCAGCCACCGCCAUUUGAGACUAAAACAGACAACCGAGCCUGUACAAUUCAGUGUCCGGGUUACCCGUUCGAUAAGUGUGGCGGUGAUGGUGUCUACUCGGUUGGGGAAAUGCCGGGCGACCAUCCGAGCAUCUCUAGCGGGGAAAGCGCUUCGACUAUGGCUGCAGCUUCGACUGCAGUAGGCACAAUUCAGAGCACAGCUACUGCUGAUAAUUUGGCUAUGCCCUCGGAGUCAUCUGGUCCUACCAGUUCCAGUUCUGUCUCUGUCGUACCUUGGACCAGCAGCACACCGCUGGCGAGUGCUGUUCAUGCCAAUUCUACCUCCGUGGCGAGCCCUCGCUUCAAGCUACUCUUUCUCCAAAAUGCUUAA